Molecule: messenger RNA, 2070 nt
Organism: Alexandromys fortis (reed vole)
Lineage: Eukaryota; Metazoa; Chordata; Mammalia; Rodentia; Cricetidae
Gene: Hesx1
Product: HESX homeobox 1
Exons: 4
Coding region: 159-713 (184 amino acids)
Biological process (GO): regulation of transcription by RNA polymerase II; forebrain development; pituitary gland development
Cellular component (GO): nucleus
Molecular function (GO): DNA-binding transcription repressor activity, RNA polymerase II-specific; RNA polymerase II cis-regulatory region sequence-specific DNA binding
Source: RefSeq, a predicted model, not a curated record
GUUCAUUGAAUUGCUAAAACUUUCUAAAACAGGAUUUUAAUUAGUGACAUUCAAAACCCAGCCCCCAAGUCAACAAAGCUAUAAGGUGAACUGCUGGAGGAGCCCAGCUCUGCACACGCGGGGCAGGAGCCCUCCAGCUCUGCACGACCCAAAAGAGGAUGUCUCCCAGCCUUCGGGAAGGUGCUCAGCUCAGGGAAACCAAGCCCUCAUCCUGCUCCUUCUCAAUUGAGAGCAUUUUAGGACUGGACCAGAAAAAAGAUUGCGUACCGUCAAUAAGACCCCACAGACCGUGGGCAGACACCUGCGGCGACUCAGAGAAAUGUGGCAACCCAUGCCUACAUGCCCCGGAUCUUCCCAGCGAGAUCUCAUUUCCUUGUCCCGUGGAUCACCCAAUGCCAGAAGAGAGGGCUUCGAAAUACGAAAAUUAUGUUUCAGCCUCAGAAACACUCUCUUUGAAAAGGGAAUUGAGUUGGUACAGAGGACGAAGACCAAGAACUGCUUUUACCCAAAGUCAGGUUGAAGUAUUGGAAGAUGUCUUCAGAGUGAACUGCUAUCCUGGCAUUGACAUCAGAGAGGACUUAGCUCAGAAGCUGAAUCUAGAGGAAGACAGAAUCCAGAUUUGGUUCCAAAAUCGCCGGGCAAAGCUGAAAAGGUCCCGUAGAGAAUCACAAUUUCUAAUGGCAAAAAAAGCCUUCAACACAGAUCUGAAAUAGCCAAAAAAUUACACAUGUGAACUUCUCUUCCAAUUGCAGAACACAAGGAACCAACGGAAAUAUCAAGUAUUUAAAAUGUUACCAUUUCUUUCCUGUACCUAAUCUGAAAUUGUCAUUCCUUCUGAAAGUAUUGCAAAAUAAGUAUGAUUCUAGCAUAGUACAUAUUAUAACUGGACAUUUUUAGUUAUUAUGAAGAAACCUUUCCUAUAUAUUUUAAUAAAUUUUUAAAGAAAUGAUAGCUAUUUUAAUAUACUUUUCUUUGAGAAUUUUGUAGCUGUAUAUAAUAUAUUUUAAUCAUAUCCAUCCCUUCUCCUUCCCCUAACACUUCUCAGGUGCACCCCAUUCUCCCCACUUCCUCCCAACUUCAACACUAACAACAAUAUUUCCAAACGAGUAAAGCUAAUCUAAUAAAUUAAUAUGUGCACUAAAAUCACUAAGCUCAUACAUAAACUAAGAGAUCCCGCAGAAGGGAUGCGACUAACAAAGUAUUUUAAAAGUAGAGCAAUAAAAAAAGAAGGGUCCAAUUUAGUUCAAUUAGUUUCUUUUCAUCUUGAGACGCAGUUGUACAUAUCUAUAUCAUAGGGUGAGUUGUGAACCUUCUGUUGAUUUCUGGCCCUGUGUUCAAACAAGUCCUUACAGCCCACCAAUUUCAAGGUUUUUGUUUGUUUGUUUUGGUUUGUUUGUUUUAAGUCAUCAUGACAAAGUACAGAUCUAAGACCCUCAGCUCUCCCAGUCCCAUCACUGUAUUGUACUGCCGAAAAGAAUCAAGCUGCAGGGCUGGUGAGACAGUCCACAAGGUAGAGGCACUUGCUGCCAUGCCUGGAGGCCCAGGUUCCAUCAGUCCCCCAGAUCCCACAGGACAGAAAGAGAAAACCAAUACUUGAAAGUGGUUUUCUGAUCUUCACACAUGCACAACACACAUGUGUACUCACAUGUGCGUCCGUCCACACCAUGAGUAAAUAAGUGUGACUUUAGCGAUUUAAAAGUGAGUGAGUUUGCAGAUUAGAUGCGAAUUUUAAGCAGCUUCCAGGUUCGUUUGCUGUGCUCUUCUUUUGUUGUUUUAAGUGACAGGAAUCGUCUUGUUGUUUCUGUGUCCAAUCACUACACGCCUCGGGACCACGCUGCAUGGACUGGCUUUUUGGAUGUGCCCUGACACAGCUCCUGGAAAUAACCAGGGCACUUUCUGUGGACAAACCAUACCUGCCACCUGAAGAUAAAGUGAGGAGAGACGUGACAAUAAGGGAGUCCUCUCCUCUUAAAAACUAACAAACAAACGAACAAAAAUCCCUAGGUAUUUGUCUCCCAGUUAAUGAAAAAACCUGUGGGUAGGUUUUUGUUUAGUUUUGAAAAGUUGGUU